Messenger RNA from Rotaria sp. Silwood1, 900 nucleotides. The record is from the annotation of a GenBank genome assembly. NCBI's taxonomy places the organism in Eukaryota, Metazoa, Rotifera, Eurotatoria, Philodinida, Philodinidae.
AUGUCUUCCACAACAGCUACUAAUACUUAUUUAAAACCAGAUUAUUUACAACCACUUAAUAAUACAUCUUUUUCAUCUUCAUCAACUUUGUAUGAUUCAAGUCAAAGUCCAUUAGCUUUACUUGCUCAAACAUGUUCGAGUAUUGGCAAAGAUUCUCCAUCACCUCCUUUAUCAUCAUCUUCAUGCUUGUCUUUAAAUACUUCAUUACUACCUAAUACAGCUCCGCCUAUUAUCACAUCUCUUGUAACUAAAUCAUCAUCUACUCUUUCAUCAUCAUCAACAACAUCUAAUAAUGAAAAACCUUUAUUAUCAUCUAAACGUUCAUCUCCAAUACAAUCAAAUAGUACAAUUACAAAUAAUAAAAAGUCAACUGUUCCAGUGAAACCCAGUACUAUUAUACCAUCAUCGUCUUUCGUUGAAUCAAAUCCAUUAUCAACUCAUUUACCAACACUAUUUGAUCCAACAACAACUGCUGCUACACUUCUUCUUCGUUCUUCACUUGCUUAUCUAGCUGCUCAACAACAACAACAACAACAACAACAAUAUCAUUCAUUUUCAACACCAUGUACAGUUCCUGGUUGUUUACAAUGUGAAACAGUUCGACAUAUUCUUGCAGCAUCAGUUCAUACACAACCAUAUAUUUGUCAUUGGUAUUCAUGUAAUGCAAAAUUUACAUCAGCUGAUGAACUUAUUGAACAUUUACGACAUAAUCAUACAUCAACAGGAAAAACAACUUCUAUGCAUCAACAACAUAGUCAUCAUCGUUUUCAUCCAUAUUUAAAGCCACCAUCAAUGUUGAAUAACAAUGAUCAGUUACCAUUCUUCUAUCCUCACUUGUCUUUGUCACCGAUGACAGGAACAACACGACGUACGAACAAUAAUACAAACAACAAUAAUUAA